Nanorana parkeri is the source of this 1258-nucleotide messenger RNA. RefSeq names its product N(alpha)-acetyltransferase 30, NatC catalytic subunit (gene NAA30). The record is from RefSeq and is a predicted model, not a curated record. The transcript is spliced from 5 exons. Gene Ontology annotation, biological process: N-terminal peptidyl-methionine acetylation. Gene Ontology annotation, molecular function: protein-N-terminal amino-acid acetyltransferase activity. Lineage: Eukaryota; Metazoa; Chordata; Amphibia; Anura; Dicroglossidae. Gene Ontology annotation, cellular component: NatC complex. The coding region runs from base 202 to 981 and encodes 259 amino acids.
AUGACACUUAGGAGGAGUCUACCACUGCCGACUUCCCCCCACCGCCCGGAGGCCCUGGCCCAGCGCUGCCGGAAGUGUCGUAAAAAGCUGUGUGCCGGCGGCAGCGCUUUACGGCCGCGGGUGAGACGGUGCGUGUGCGGGCCGGUGAUGAGGGCGGCCCGCGCUGUGUGUCUAUAAGGAGCCCGUUUGUCUCUGCUCAGGAUGGCGGACGUACCGACUGGGCCCGGCGUGCUCUCACACUACCCCGGGGCCGGCCUGGCCCUGCCGGGGGAGCAGGAGGAGGACGACAGCGGAGAGGAGGAGGAGGAAGGUCGGGACGACACGCCGGCUGGGAACGACGCUUCAGAGGGCCCCAAGGGCCACCGCCGCCAUCACCACCAUCACCGCCAGCUCAAUGGCCUCAUCGGCCCCGACCUACGGCACCUCAAGAGCCUGCAGAGCAAGCUGCCCCCGGCGCACACUGCCGCCCCCAACGGGCUGGCCGAGGAGGCCCUGCCCGCCCUGCUGGCCGCCUGCACCGUGCACGACAUCCGCUAUGUGCGCUACGAGUCCGAACUCCAAAUGCCCGAUAUCAUGAGACUGAUCACCCGGGACCUGUCUGAGCCCUACUCCAUCUACACCUACCGCUACUUCAUCCACAACUGGCCGCAGCUCUGCUUCCUGGCCAUGGUAGGAGAGGAGUGUGUAGGUGCCAUCGUCUGCAAGCUGGAUAUGCACAAAAAGAUGUUUCGAAGAGGUUAUAUAGCCAUGUUAGCGGUGGAUUCAAAAUACAGAAGAAAGGGCAUUGGUACAAAUUUGGUUAAGAAAGCUAUUUAUGCCAUGGUUGAAGGGGAUUGCGAUGAGGUUGUCUUGGAAACAGAAAUCACAAACAAGUCUGCUUUGAAACUUUAUGAAAACCUUGGUUUUGUGCGGGAUAAACGCCUGUUCAGAUACUAUUUAAACGGAGUUGAUGCACUGCGUCUCAAACUGUGGCUGCGUUAGGACGGAUGCAUCGAGGAACAAAUCCCCAGACGUCACUCAUUCAGGACCUUACUUCCAUGCAGCUGUCCUGUCAGUAUCCUGUUUUGCGUGUCGCACAUAUUUGUUGCACUAAGGCAUGGCGCGUGUCUUGAAUUCAAAACCGAACCUUGCGUUACCAUCAUGAAGACUUCAAUUUGGUACCAGCGAGAAGUGCCAGUUGCUAGCCAAGACAUAAUUCAUUCAUUUGCAAAUCUACUGACUGUGUUAUAUUAAAACAAAAUGAACAUUUUAUAACAGA